AUAAGUGAUAACAGCGUAAAAUAGUGUGGCUCCGCAAGCGCAAUUCUCGCCGGCCAACACCGGAAUUAAGGCACGUUAGUUUCAAACUGUUCCGUGGUUUCAUGCCAUGCCUUUGGCCAUAUCUAUUCGAUAUCUUUGGAUAUAAUUAAGAUUAACCAUAUCGUAAUUUGUGAGUCGUCGUAUUAGUACACGGCUAGCCGACGAUGGAUCUAUUGAGCAGACAAGGACUGAGGACGGACGGUCGGAGGUCCGGUGAGUUGCGCAGGAUACGGUGCAAGAUGGGUGUAUUCAAUCAGCCGGACGGCAGCGCGUACUUAGAACAGGGUAACACAAAAGUUGUGGCGGCUAUCUAUGGACCACACGAGAUUCGAACCAAUCGAUCCAAAGCGCCCAACGACAGUGCUGUGAUCAACUGUCAGUAUAGUAUGGCCACAUUCAGUAGGAGCGAACGGAAACGUCGGCCAAGAGAUAAUAAAUCAGCUGAGCUUACGUUGCAUCUUAAACAAGCUAUGACUACUGCAAUCAAAACUGAUCUUUAUCCUAAAUCUCAAAUUGAUAUUUUUGUUCAGGUUUUACAAUCAGAUGGUGGAAAUUAUAGUGUAUGCGUUAAUGCAGCUACAUUAGCCCUGAUAGAUGCUGGAAUUGCCAUGGAAGAAUUUGUGAUCUCUUGUACAUCGAGUUUAGCUAAUGGAGAAACGCCACUAGUGGACAUUAGUCAUCUUGAAGAGACAAUGGGGGGACCCAGUCUAACAGUAGCAAUAUUGCCAAUUUCUGGAAAGAUUGCUAUGUUAGAAACGUCACAAAGAAUUCACAUCAAUCAUUUAGAACCUGUAUUGACAGAAGCUGUCCGAGGAUGUCGCUACAUAUACGAGAAUUUAAAUAAAAUCAUAAAAAAACAUUAUGAAGAGAUAGGCGGUGCUUUAAAUUGGGGAACUGAAGAGUACAAUAUUUAACAUGAAAAAAUUAUUGACCUUAAAAUAGCAAGUCAAUACUUGAUGUAUUGUUAUAUAUUUUUGUAUAAUUUAUAUUCCAUGUAAAAAUAUGUGUAUAAUACAUUUUUUGUUUAUGACAACAAUUACUUUUUUUAUCAAAAAAUAAAACAGUUUUAUGCU
Myzus persicae (green peach aphid) is the source of this 1112-nucleotide messenger RNA. It is a transcript of the gene Ski6, whose product is annotated as exosome complex component RRP41. Lineage: Eukaryota; Metazoa; Arthropoda; Insecta; Hemiptera; Aphididae. The transcript has 4 exons. The coding region runs from base 204 to 953 and encodes 249 amino acids. Gene Ontology annotation, biological process: nuclear mRNA surveillance; rRNA catabolic process; U4 snRNA 3'-end processing. The record is from RefSeq and is a predicted model, not a curated record. Gene Ontology annotation, cellular component: nucleolus; cytoplasmic exosome (RNase complex); nuclear exosome (RNase complex).